Molecule: messenger RNA, 1909 nt
Organism: Cryptotermes secundus
Lineage: Eukaryota; Metazoa; Arthropoda; Insecta; Blattodea; Kalotermitidae
Product: SUN domain-containing protein 2
Exons: 7
Coding region: 891-1793 (300 amino acids)
Biological process (GO): nuclear envelope organization
Cellular component (GO): nuclear envelope; meiotic nuclear membrane microtubule tethering complex
Molecular function (GO): protein-membrane adaptor activity
Source: RefSeq, a predicted model, not a curated record
UUUUGAGGAAAUCGUUCUAUGGAAGUCUGACGUUCGUUGCCGUAGUUAGAAGAUACCGUUUCUUGGUCAUAUUCUGAAGCAAAUUAAUCCGGUCGAUCCGGUCCGCCUCCUCACUCUGCAUCCUUAAGAUCCAUUUCAAUUUUAUCCUUUCGUAUACGCCAAGGUAUCGUAAGUUGAAUCUUUUGCUGCAGGUAAAAAGUGUUAAUAUUCAUGGAAACGUGUAGGUGUACAGUCGGCAUUUCAAGUAUGUGAAAAGCGACUGUCAUAAAAACUUUUCUUCAGAGCGUAGAAUUGCCGGCUGAAUAGUUCCGAUUAUGAAAAACGACACCUAACGCGAAGACGCGUAUGUAUAGUACAUUCUUUUUCCACACAAACCCAUGGGAUAGGUGUUCCUGUGCGAAUAUUAUACAGCAGUAGACUUGGUGGUUGCUGUCUCUUUUUCUUUUAAAUAGAAGUAAAACAAUAGCGUUGCAGUAGCAUAAAGUAAGCAUGUAAAUGUUACGCAUUAAUUUAUUUAUUUAUGGUUUAACUACACUGUUAAUAGCUUAUCCUAUACAGCGGCGAAUGUUAGGGUGCAUAAUGGUUUUGAAAGGUCGUGGUGUACUUUUAGCUAAUGUCCAGGCAUUUGAUUGGAGAGACUGAACAUAACCUCAAACGACCUCAAAGCACUGGGCAUGAUGGUCUGUCAUUGGGCCGAGAUUCGAACUCAAGAUCUCCCAAAUAAAAUUCGGUGUGGAGUAAGUUACAGUUUAUGAGGAAGGAACAAGGGCAGAAGGCAUUGUUCUCUGAUUGUCCCUCAUACUUUCAGAAUCUGAAUUUAUAGUCCUGAAUGAUUCAGGUCAAUGAAUUUGUCCAUACUGUCACGUUCAUUUCCUGGCUGAAUAUAUUCCAUGGUAUUUAUGCUUAAGGCCUUGUUUACUAACAUGUAUUAUUUAUCUCAUAUAUUUAAAUCAUUUUACAUCUUUAUUCCAGUUGCAGUAACAACAUAUCUUUGUCUAGAAUUUACGUCUGUUGUUUGGCCUCUCACAAGCAACAAGGAAACAGAAGUUUAUGUGCUGAGGAAGGAAGUACAGUUUCUCAGAACAGUACUACGAGACAGAACGAAUAGCUUAAGAGAACAAUAUGAGAGGGAUCUCGUGGAUCGGCUACAAAGAAGGGAAAUGGAUCUCUGUACAGACACUAUAUGUGAUGAACUCAGCAAGGUGAAUGAUAAUUCUGAACAAAUUGUGAAAGAAGCACUUCAAAUGUAUGAUAGUAUGAUGACAGGCCGAAUGGACUUUGCCUCAGAAAGUUUAGGUGCUUAUAUAGUAAGUACACGUGAUACCAAGGACUAUGAUUCAAUGCAGUUGGGAACUGAGGGACGUUCAGUACAGAAAAUCAUACAGGGUUGUGUUGUGCCUGGCGAGUGCUGGGCAUUCAAAGGCACAGCUUCUGUAGUUAUUCAGCUAAUUGGUGAGGUCAACGUUGAAGCAGUGUCAAUUGAGCAUGCUUCAAGUGCCCUGUUGUCCAAAGAAGAAAUAAACAGUGCACCAAAGGAUUUCUCUGUGUGGGGAUUAAAUAGCCUUGAUGUUGAAGGACACUACCUUGGAAGUUUCUCCUAUGAUAUCAAUGGCAGCCCUCUGCAGACUUUUACAAUUCAGGAACCACCGGAAACCCCAUUCCAUUUAAUUGAGCUCCAGAUUCACUCAAAUUAUGGGAACCCAACGUACACAUGCCUUUAUCGCUUCAGAGUGCAUGGCAGUAUGACGUAUUUUGGACAAACACAAACACAAUCUCAAAUUGAAAGUGAAUAACAGUGUGUUAUGUGUUUUACUUGGUAUUAUCUUUGAAUUUAUUCUUUAGUAUUAGUUUCUAUAAUUUAUUAUUGUAUAUUUAAACUUUCUGAAAUAAGAAAUAUUUGUUUUUAUAA